AUGCCAGGAAAUUUAGCAAGCUAUUUUGCCCAAGGUAAUUCAAACCAGAAUCAGCAACGAGCUACUUUGAGCAGGAGCUCUUCUCAUGAUGGUUUCGAAUCAAGCGGUAUAAAUAAGCAAGUCCCAAGCUAUGAUGAUAUGGGUCCUUCUAUUUCCAUGGCUGUCCAUGCAGACAGUGAUGAUCAUUUCAAGAAUUCUACAUUUAACUUGAAAAGAACAAGGUCAAUGGGGUUGUUAGAUCCUUAUAUUGACGACACACAAAAGCUUCUGUCAGAAUCAGGAGGAUCUCUCAAUCUGGAUAGUUUCUCCAAUACAAAUAUUGAUGACAAAAGUUUGAAUUCUAGUUAUAGCAGCAGCGACAGUAAUGUUGGAAACUCUAGAAGUAUAGCUACUGUGAUACAAAAAGAGGACAAAGAUAAUAAUGAAGAUAAUAUUGGUAAGCUAAACACUACUACCAUUAAUGACAAUGAUCUCCAUAUGUACAACUCGUCAUUGUCACCGCCAAAUACUGGUUACCGUCAAGAUGACGUUGAAAUAAAUAACGAUGGCAAUGAUUACAACGUGGAUUACUCUGAUUCCGAUUCUAGGGAAAUGGAAGAUUCCAAUUCACCCCCAGAUCCAGGUACAGAUGACUUCCUAAUGCACCAUGAUGAUAAUGAUUUAAUGUAUGAACCCAACAGGCAUGUGGAUUAUUUAUCUCACAAAUGGAAUGAAAAUGAGAUUUCUCAAUCGUGGCGUUAUAUCAUUUUGAAAAAGAAGAAAAAGGAUACUGAUCUUAUCAAUACAGCUAGAUUAGAGAACGCAUCCUGGAGAACAUGGGCAAAAGCAAGAAAUAACCUCAAAACUGUUAAUCCGGAGUCACUAAACUGGUCCAAAGAUUCUGACGUAACAUGGUUAUACGGGCCUAUUGUUGUUGACAAGCAAAACACUCCGUCGACUGCAUCUAAAGACAAUGAAUCUUCGAACGCCAAAACCGAUCACAGCAGGGCUGCCACAAUUGGAUAUGGAUCGGAUGACGAAAAUUCUAAAAGAAUGGUUCAUAGCUCUAGAAGCCCUGGCCCAAAACCAAUUUUGAAAAAACGAACAGUAAGUGAAAUCAUUGAAGAAAACUCCAAAUGGAGGUUAGAUGUUGCUAGGCAGCAUAGAAAACAGAUUGGAAAUAUACAUAUGCUAUUAGAUGUACCCGCGCAUGCUGUUCACGAUGACUACAAUGCUAUUGCUGCAAAAGUGAAUGCACAGUAUUAUAAGGGCAUUAAUAAACAAGCAACGGAUUCUGUUGAUUCCGCAUCACCAGCGGCAAUGAAUAACAACUAUUCGUCAUCGGAUACUGAUUCUGGGCCCACCAAUAGAUCUACUGUUGAGCCGUUAUCUACAGACAUAGAAGCUCCUCAGCUAUCAUCUAUUCUUACGUCUUCAAUGAAACAAAAGGAAAAGAGAGAGAGGCAUAUUCAUUUUAACGAUCGUGUCGAACAGUGUAUGGCUGUCAAUGCCAUUCCUGCCGAUGGCAUCCAAAAUGCAGAUGAUGACAUGAUGUCAGAUAUCGAAUCUCAUUCAGAUGGCAUGAAUCAAGACAGAGAUUAUAACCGUCAAUAUUCUGAUAUGGAAGACGGAAGUAGGAGUUCAGAUCCUGCUAGUACGGAAGAUUACGCGGAUGAUGAAGGGGAUACAGUUGAUAAUGACAGUUCAGAAGAUGAUGAAGAAGGAGGACUUUUCAUCAGUGCAAAUGCUAGAAAAGGUCGCUCUAACUCUCUGCAUAGUGAAGGAUCUGACGUGGAGAAUUCAUUAAGGUCUUUAUCGUUAUCGAAAUACUCUAAUCCAAUUAUCAAGCCACUACCUGCAACUACCCUCAAUUACGGUUCAGAUGACGAAUACUAUGAUGAUGAAGAAAACGACUCAUACUACGGUAACGCAGUUUCUCACAAUGUGAACACUAGUAGAGGAUUUGAUUACAUGUACGAUUACAAUUCUGUUUAUACCGGCGAUACCUCCAGUUUUGUUACCGAGAAUGCAUGUGAUAUUCGUGACGUUCCGGAUGGAAUUGGUCUAGAUACUCCAAUGGAUGAUGUAAAUGAUCGCUAUAUGGAUAUUGAUGAAGAUACUAGAAGAAAUAUGUUCGGACAUACCCGAAAUCAACAAGAUGAGUCGCAAGGAACAGAUAGUUCCGAUAAUGAAUUUAUUGAAAAUUCAGCCGCUGGGAAGAACGAUGAGGACGAAGACUAUAGUUAUAGCGGUAGUGGUAGUGAUUCAGAUAGUGCUAUCGAAGGUGAAGGUGAAGGUGAUAUGAUUGACGAAAAUGACCGAAAAAGCAGUCUGCAAGAUAUGCCGCUGUUAAGACGCACUCCCUCUCUUGGAAAGUCACGAUCGAAUUCUCUUCACGAUUUUAUCGGAGCUUCAAAUUCUGCGCCACCAGUGUUGAAUCAAACUCAUAGUUUCAUUACCGGUAAUUCAAUGCCUAUAAGUACGCCAGUGGCAAGGAGACCCUUGAAAGGGCCUUCAUCAGGAAGUUUCAUCUUUGGUUCUGAUUCUGAUUCUGAGUAG
This is a messenger RNA of Kluyveromyces marxianus DMKU3-1042, 2538 nucleotides long. RefSeq names its product protein phosphatase regulator REG1 (gene REG1). Gene Ontology annotation, biological process: protein catabolic process in the vacuole; cellular response to glucose starvation. The coding region runs from base 1 to 2538 and encodes 845 amino acids. The record is from RefSeq and is a predicted model, not a curated record. The transcript has a single exon. NCBI's taxonomy places the organism in Eukaryota, Fungi, Ascomycota, Saccharomycetes, Saccharomycetales, Saccharomycetaceae.